AAACAGAUCCUUGAUAAUCAUCAUCAUCAACAAUUUACAAAACAUUUCAAAAUUCAACAAUUUUGAUGACUGAGUGAGCAAAUAAACUUUUAAUUUUAUUUAAAAAUGUCUUCUGAUACUAAACGCUCAAAAGUUGAGUUAGCUGGACAAGCUGGAGAUACAUUUUCAAAGCUUUUCUAUGAAACAUUAGAUAAGAAGCGCCAUGCUGUAUCAAAUUUGUAUAUGGACCUUGCUACACUAGUUUGGAAUGGCAAUCCCCAUUGUACCAAAGAAGCCAUAGGCAAAUUUUAUGAAUCUUUACCAGUUAGCAGAACAGAAAUUAAAUGUGUUGAUGCUCAGCCAGUGUUUGAAGAAGUUGUUCAACAAACAACUGUUCUUGUUACUGUAUCAGGAAAUAUAACAUUUACUGGAAGAACAUCUAAGUUAUUUACUGAAUCCAUUAUGCUCACUACCCAAUCUGGUCCAAAUGGAAAUGUUUGGAAAAUAGUUUCUGAUAACUUUCGAUUUCAUGAUACUGUUAUGUAGAUUUUCGAAUAAAUGUAUUAACUUAAAUGCUUGUCUUUUAUAUAUAUUGUAAAUAUUAUAUUGAAAUAAACCUUUUUAAUUACUUAA
This is a messenger RNA of Parasteatoda tepidariorum (common house spider), 612 nucleotides long. It is a transcript of the gene Nxt1, whose product is annotated as NTF2-related export protein 1. The record is from RefSeq and is a predicted model, not a curated record. Gene Ontology annotation, biological process: nucleocytoplasmic transport. Lineage: Eukaryota; Metazoa; Arthropoda; Arachnida; Araneae; Theridiidae.